UCAUUUUUCAUACACCUAUAUAAACCCUCUCUGCUGCUUCUAACAAAUCAACUUGUGCUCACAUUUUUAGUUUCCUCAAAAACUCAUCUGAGUUCAUCUUUUUAACUCUCUUCUUCACUUUCUUUUCCUUCUCUUCCAUUUCCCAAAUGGCCACCAUUGAGGUUGAAUCAGCCCCUGUGGUAUUGCCAGAGCCUGAGGCAGCUCCAGUGGUUCAAACUGAGGAGAAAGUUGUAGAAGAGCCAGUGGCUGAAGCCCCUGCUGAAGAGCCAAAGGAAGAAGCUGCCCCUGAAGCUGUGAAGGCAGAGGAACCGGCACCAGUCGCAACCGAACCGGACGUUGAAACCAAGGAAGUGGUAGAGGAAGAGACAAAGCCAGAGGAGGCUGAGCCUGCAGUCGGUGCUUCCGAGCCCGAAGCACCGGUUGAGGCCGAGGAGAAGGAGGAAGAGGCUAAAGAGGAAACAGUGGAGGAGAAGACAGAAGAAGAAAAACCUCAGGAGGUGAAAAGUGAAGAUGUUGUUGAAGAAGAGAGCUCAGAAGCUGCAGCACCAGCUGAAGAAGAGAAGCCAAAAGCGGAGGAAUAAAGAGACAAUUUAAUGGGAAUGUUAAAAGUUGGUCGGAGGAGUUAGUUUUAUUUGUUGGUCUCAGUGUUUGGUUUAUGGAUCGAGGCAAAGUCAUGAGGGUUGGGAGUUAAAAUGACUGUAUUUUCAUAGUGGCAACUUUCAAUUUGAGUCGAAAAGAGUUUAAAACACAGAGUUGGAAUUUAAGGUCUGCCAAUAUGAGGAUAUGGAUGUCAGUCCCAGAAGAGUCAUUUCAUUCACUAUUCUGUGUGGUUGAAUAUGUUGUUCUCUAGCUUUGAAUAAAA
This is a messenger RNA of Benincasa hispida (wax gourd), 862 nucleotides long. RefSeq lists its product as uncharacterized. NCBI's taxonomy places the organism in Eukaryota, Viridiplantae, Streptophyta, Magnoliopsida, Cucurbitales, Cucurbitaceae. The record is from RefSeq and is a predicted model, not a curated record.